Molecule: messenger RNA, 2293 nt
Organism: Aphidius gifuensis
Lineage: Eukaryota; Metazoa; Arthropoda; Insecta; Hymenoptera; Braconidae
Exons: 4
Coding region: 44-847 (267 amino acids)
Source: RefSeq, a predicted model, not a curated record
AAAUUUUUUGCAUCAUUCUUUGCCAUCGGUCAAGUCAAACAUAAUGGCUAUUUUAAAAAUAAAUUUUAUUCUACUGAUUGUCGCUACAGUUUUUAUUUCGAAAGCUGCGUGUUUAUAUUCACAGCGAUUUCUUGGUGGACUCAAAGGAUCGGAUCAGCUGUUCAGAAUUAUUUGUGACAAGAAUGAAUCUGAUACAGAGUUUAAUACACUGGUAAAUAACAGUGUAACCGAAGCUAAUAUUUGUAUUGAAGAAAGUAUGAUAGCUGCAACCAUUAACCACAAUUUAAUUAAAAAUCAACGUCCAGAUUUAAAUUUAAUAUCCAAAGUUGCAUGUGACGUUGGACCUUUAGUGUCAAAUUGUCUUUACAAUAUGACAAAAAGGUUUGAUUUUUGUUACGAUCAAAAAAUAAAAAAUUUAAUUGAAAGAUUCUAUGAAUAUGAUAGGCGAUCACGUGAUCUUAUGUGUAAUGAUCAAAGAGGACGUUUAAAAAGUGUACUUUCUAGAAUGAAAUGUAUCGGAAAACGUAAAGAUUUAAAUAGUUGUUUCAAAACUGAAAAAGACAUACUUGAAACAUUUAAAAAUGUAAAACCAUCUGUAAAUGAAGCAUUGAAUGCAUUCAGCUAUCUCAGUGAUAAUUGCACGCGUCUUCGAGAAAUAGAAACAUGUGUUAGUAAAAGCAUCUCACCAUGCCAAGACGAAGUACCAACAAUGUUUUUGCUUUCAACAGAAGAUUUAUCAACAUAUUCACUGGAAAAUACUAUUCAAGAAAUAUUUUCAUUGGCAAGAAAUACAACUAGAUGUGAAAUUAACGAAAAAAAAAUAAGCCAAAUUGAAGCUGUGGUUUAAUUGAAUCUUUAAAUAUAAUAAAAAAUUGUAGCUAAGUUUCUAUUUCUUUGAAAAAUAAUUUCUCAUUAUUUUAUUUUUGUGAUGUUUAAAAUAAAUCAAUAAAACGAAUUUAAUUAUAUGCAAAAAUUAAUUAAAUUUUAAUAAACAUCUAGAUGAAUUGAAAAGUUAAAUGUAAAAAGUAUUUAAUUUAUUUUAUUUUUUCAUUUAUAAAACACUCAAUUAAAUUUUUAUUUGAUUUGUAAUUUUAUAAAUUUUAAAAUUAUUAUGAAAAAACUUUAAUUUACCUUUUCUAUAAAAUAUAUAUAAAUUAAAGCUGAUAAAUAUAUUGAAAAAAAUUCUUGCUUCGUAAAAUACAAGUUUAGAUUUAUUUUAUAUAAAAACUUUAUGAAUAUUUUAAAUUUUUGUUAACGAACAUCUUGAGAUUUACAUUGUCAUUUGACAUAUGAAAAUAUAAAUUUUAAAAUGAAAAAAAAAAUAGUACAAUGAAAGCAGUAGUUUAUCCUGAAUUCAUGUAUUGUAUAUAAGUGAUGAAGAGGAUAGUCAAGCAUUGUCUUUGGAAUAUUAUGUUGAACAAGGAUCUCAUUGUUCACCCCAGGCCAGACAAUAAUUAUCUUUGAACACUCAAACACUCUUGAACCGUCAGAACUCAAAUAACCAUAAAAUAAAAAUAUAAAAAAUAAAUUGUAUGUAUCAAUAAAAUUUUAAAAUCAUCUUCAAAGAAACAAAUAAAAAUUCAGACAAAUUUACAAAAGAAUACAUCAAAAUUUUUUAAAGACAAAUAGAAUAAAAUAAAAGUGUGUCAAGUGUUGAUUGUAAUGGAACAACUAAUCAAUAAAACAUGAGCUUUUUUUUUAUUUUUCAACUGUUUUUUCAUUCAUCAGUAAAUAAAGAAAUAUUAAAAUUACUAGUGCACUUGAAACAAAAGGUUGUUUUACGACAAUUUGUCAACAAAAAAAAAAAUGAAUGUAACAUUGAAAAUUAAAUAAUUUAAAAAAUAAUAUAAUUAACACGCAGUAGUGUAUAUAGAAUAUCGACAAGUUUUUUUUUUUUUAUAUUGAUAAUGUGAUAAAAAUAAAAAAAAUAAAAAUGGAGACUCAAAGCUACUCGGAGAGCCUCGUUACCACACGCUGAAUAUAAUUUAAUAAUAGAUAACGAACCCAGCAAGUCAGCUGGUUUUGAUGUAGCAAAGGAAACUGUGAUAAAGAUAAAAAAAUAAAAUACCCAGUAGAUAUGAAUUUGAAUUUAAUAAAAAAAAAAAAAAAAAUUAUUCAAGUGAAUAAUAAGGCAAAAAAAUAUACCUUAAAUUUAAAUUUAAUGCAUUAAAAUUUUUGUAACAAUCGGCAAAUUGUACAACAAUAUUUGUAAAAUGAAAAAUUAUAAAAAAUAUAUUUUUUGAUUGUAAAUUUAAAUUGAAUCAAGAUAAAAUAAAUAUUGAUUGUAAAAAAA